Molecule: messenger RNA, 3134 nt
Organism: Cygnus atratus (black swan)
Lineage: Eukaryota; Metazoa; Chordata; Aves; Anseriformes; Anatidae
Gene: GCH1
Product: GTP cyclohydrolase 1
Exons: 6
Coding region: 132-842 (236 amino acids)
Biological process (GO): tetrahydrofolate biosynthetic process; tetrahydrobiopterin biosynthetic process
Cellular component (GO): cytoplasm
Molecular function (GO): GTP cyclohydrolase I activity; GTP binding; zinc ion binding
Source: RefSeq, a predicted model, not a curated record
UGAGGCAGCGGCGGGCGGGCGGGAGCGUGUGUGGGGGGCGCCGCGUGAGGGGACGGUGCCGAGCCCCGGGAGGGUGCUGAGCCCCGCCGCAGCGCUCUGCCCCCACCGCUCGGGGCCCGAUCCGUCCCCCCAUGGCGGCGGCACGGAGCUACAACGGGUACCCGCGGCAGGACGGGCCGCCCUCCCCGCCGCUGGGCGCCGACAAGCCGCGCGUCCCCCUGCCCGGCGGCGGGGGCGGCGAGGGCUGGCGGGGAGAGCGGCCCCGCAGCGAGGAGGACAACGAGCUGAGCCUGCCCGGCCUGGCGGCAGCCUACACCUCCAUCCUGCGCUCCCUGGGCGAGGACCCGCAGCGGCAGGGGCUGCUGAAGACGCCCUGGAGGGCGGCCACCGCCAUGCAGUUCUUCACCAAGGGCUACCAGGAGACCAUCUCCGAUGUUCUGAAUGAUGCCAUCUUUGAUGAAGACCACGAUGAGAUGGUAAUUGUGAAGGACAUAGACAUGUUCUCAUUGUGUGAGCAUCACCUCGUUCCAUUUGUUGGAAAGGUACAUAUUGGCUAUCUUCCUAACAAACAAGUACUUGGCCUCAGCAAGCUUGCUAGGAUUGUGGAAAUAUACAGUAGAAGAUUACAAGUCCAGGAGCGCCUUACCAAACAAAUUGCAAUAGCCAUCACAGAAGCCUUACAGCCCGCUGGAGUUGGAGUGGUUAUCGAAGCUACGCACAUGUGUAUGGUAAUGCGUGGGGUACAGAAAAUGAACAGUAAAACAGUAACCAGCACAAUGUUGGGGGUAUUCCGGGAAGAUCCAAAGACCCGUGAAGAAUUCUUGACACUCAUCAGGAGCUGAAACUGUUUUUCUCUAAAUGCACUCUGGAGAUUGUUCUGUACAGUGUCACUGUCUGUUCUUACUUGUUCCUACAUCUCACUCAACUAAAUUGUUGUGAAUUGUUGUCAUAGUCUUUGUUCAGUAAAAGACUUCUGAUGGCAAACUGUAAUGAAGAGGUAGGCUCCUCCUGGAUUUCCGAUGAUGCUGAUAUCACAGAAUUACAGGCUACAAAUAAGGUUUUGAAAAUGCUCUUUCUCCAUCUACAGUGCAGAAUAUACUGCUGUUAGGAGAAAAGCGUGGUUUGGGAGUGAAAUGGAUAUUUAUGAAAUAGUUAUGUUAGUAGAAUAAAUACGGUGCAGCACAGGAAACAAUUGAAAGGCUGUGGAUCCUUGUAGGACCACUUACAUGCUGCAAAUACUUUUCUCUGCUGAAAAGGAUGGUCCUGAAUUGUCUCUGGCUAUACUUUAUUACAAGUCCUGCAGUGGCUGUUUCAGUAUCUGGAUAUGUAUGUUUUACCUCUUUGAGAUGUUACCUCUGGUGGUGUUUUAUAUUCUUGCUAGUAUUAACCCUCCUUUUUUUUGUUGAAUUUCUUUGAGGAUUUAAAACACACUUUUCCUACCCUCUUAACAUGCAGGGAAUUACCUUCUAAGUGAUUUGAAACAGUCUUAUCUCUCUGUAUUAAGGGUUUUAUGCACCUUUUUCUCUGUGCCUCAGAAGGUCUCACCACUUUAACUGUCGGUUUCUUACUAUUUUUAAGCAAACUUUAAGGGGGUGGGUGGGGAACCCAGAGUCUGUCUGCAAAGAGCUAAGAUAUCCAAAGAGGUUUUUUUAAUAUUUGUCUUGAGUUUUCCUUCUUGGAUUUCCAUGAGCUAGACUAAGAAACUAGAUCUAGUCUGAUCUGAAAAGGAAGAUUUUUUUCAAGCAUUUCAAGACUUGCAUCUCUUCCACAUUGGACCAAAGGUGGGCACUGAAAUCCUGAACGCAGCACAUUGUACUUCUGCCUGUUGGCAGGUCAUUCCAGGGCAAGGUAAACUGAAAUGACAACUUAUUUCAUAAGAGCAAUUGAGAAAAGCAUUUCCAUGGCCAUCAAAAUGAAUUAAACCACAAUUUUCUGUCUGUGGCAACCUCUGUAUGUGGCAGUAUUGGUACAAAAAGUUUCGGUCAGCUGGACUUGGCUGAACUUCUUCUACUUUGUUACAAUUUUAAUGGGAGUUUUGUAACUCUUAAUUGGGAAAACAUGAUGCACAAAUGAAAACCACCCUUCUCAAACUAAGCACAGGAGGCAAAACUUAACAAAGGAAAUGUCAGCCAGGGUGUCAGAUGCCCACAGCGCAGGUUCCCAUAGUCACACUAGCUAUGCUGAAUAUGAAUCCAAGAUGUUCUGUGCUAAACCUAAAAGGCAGUUCCUUGUCUGGCAAGCUGUGUCUUACCAACUUGUAUGCAUUCCUGCCUGUCACACAACCCUUGCGGGGAAACAAUGAAAAUCAAGCCAGGUCAAAUUUCCGUUGAGCCUAAAGAACUUUAAAGAGCACAAAUAAGACAGGCUUAAAAAAAAACACAAACACACCAAUUUAUUACUGUAACUACCCUCACUUCUUGCCAAUAGCCUCCUGUGUUUAAUAUAGUAGCUUUACCUUGGCCAUCUUCACAGGGUUAUUGGACAAAUGUUUUAUAAUAUUCUCUAUCUUGGAUUCUGUUAGGUGCUACAGAAGCUUGUCUGCUAGCAUGAACAAGCUGUGUGUUGCACACUUAUAAAAUACACUAACUCUAUGGCUUUCGUUCUCCUUAAAUGAUUGAGAGCAGUUAUCGCAGCUUUUCAGUUCAGUCUUGGUUUCAAAUAUUCAGCUGAAAAGCCUUAAGUCCUUCUUGCCUGAAGUUCAGAGUAAAACUCCUUUUUAGCUCAACAGUUGGGAGAUGAGUUUGAGGACCAAAGAGGUGCACACAACUGUUUCCCUCUGCUCGCUUUAGUUGCUUGAAAACUGAGUCUCUGUAAAACACGUUCUUACUCCUGAGGUAGUGAAAAGUUUGUUUUAACCACUUACCUCUAUUCAGGAUAAAGUUCAUAUUGCACCACCGCUGUUUUUUAUUUCCCUGUGACCUGUAGUCCUUAAAACAUACCUCUCUACUCGUGGCCUUGGAUUUUGUUCACAUUUGUCGUAAGACUUGGUGCAUUUUUUGGGAACAUUAAUAUUGGUCAAAUACAUGAGCUUUAACUACAACUAGUGUGUAUAUGUAUAAUUCCUACAGCCUACUCAUGUAUCACGUAAGUGUCUGUUGCCUCUAAAACAUUAAAGCACAGUAUUAUCCUUUGGA